Molecule: messenger RNA, 3084 nt
Organism: Didymosphaeria variabile
Lineage: Eukaryota; Fungi; Ascomycota; Dothideomycetes; Pleosporales; Didymosphaeriaceae
Exons: 9
Coding region: 1-3084 (1027 amino acids)
Biological process (GO): cell motility; phosphatidic acid biosynthetic process; intracellular signal transduction
Molecular function (GO): D-type glycerophospholipase activity
Source: RefSeq, a predicted model, not a curated record
AUGGCUUACAAUCGUCGCGACGACGACGACCUGGCGUAUGGCGAACACCAUGGCCAACAGCAGGAGGGCGAGGAGGGCGAGCGUGGCUUCGUCGGCGACAUGGGCAGGAAGUUCUUUGGAGGCCAGAAGGAGAACCCCCAACAAGGCUCCUCUGGCGGCGGCGGUCUCUUCGGCAAGCUCCAUAGCGCCCUCCACGAAGUCGCGUCGGACAUCAAGGACAAGGUCUCUGGGAAGGAUGACCACCCGGGAGGAGGUCAACAGGGUGGAGGUUCGCAGGGCAACUAUGGCCAGCAAAGCGCCCAGGGCUCCCAAGUUCAGCCGGGUCAGGAGUACCACUCCCAGCAUCGUUUCUUGAGCUUCGCGCCAGAGCGUCAGGGUAAUGACAUCAAGUGGUACGUUGAUGGAUGUGGUUACAUGUAUGCCGUGUCUUUGGCAAUUGAACGCGCACGUGAGUCGAUCUGGAUCCUCGACUGGUGGUUGUCGCCAGAGCUGUACCUCCGACGCCCUCCAGCAAAGAAUCAGCAGUACAGAAUAGACCGCAUGUUACAAGCUGCCGCUCAGCGUGGAGUCAAAGUCAAUAUUAUCGUAUACAAGGAAGUGACCCAGGCGUUAACGCUUUCUUCCGCUCAUACAAAGCAUGCUUUGGAGGCGCUUCACCCGAAUAUCGGUGUCUUUCGACACCCGGAUCACUUGCCGGACGCAGCCGUCCUCGGAGGCUCUUUCAUCCAAUCGUUCCAAAACAUGUCUUUCAGUCCUGCCAAGUUGGCACAACUUCCCGGAGACGGCCUGAAGGCGAUCUACGGAGCACAGGAUGACACUGUACUUUACUGGGCGCAUCACGAGAAGCUUUGCCUGAUCGAUGGCGAAACCGCCUUCAUGGGUGGAUUGGAUCUGUGCUACGGCCGUUGGGAUACGAAUCAGCAUCCUAUUGCCGAUGCACACCCGGGCAACUUAGAUCGUAUCGUUUUUCCGGGACAGGAUUUCAACAAUGCUCGUAUCCUGGACUUCCAGGACGUCCCCAACUGGGAGAACAACAAGCUCGAUCGAACGCAAAGUUCGCGCAUGGGCUGGUCAGAUGUAUCCCUCUCAUUCGCAGGACCUGCUGUGCAAGACUUGAGAACGCAUUUCAGUCAGCGUUGGAACUUCAUUUACGACGAGAAGUACAGCAAGAAAGAUACCCGUUAUGCAAGACUUCCAGACACCAGCAGUGGUGCUCAACAAGGCGGCAUAUACCCUCCAUCUCAACAGCGGGGCUUUGACGGUGAAGAGGGCGAGGGAGAGCGUGGAUUUGGUGGCGACGAUGAAGGUCAAGAGGGUGAACGCGGUCUAUUUGGUCGUGGUGGAGGAGAAGGCGGAGGCUUCCGCAACAAGCUCUACAACCGAGCUCAGCAAGAAUUCGGCCGUCAUGGACACCACGAAGAAGGUCAACAACAUCAGUCGCACGCACAGCACGGGUCUCAGCGCGGAAGCGCAGACUGCCAGCUCACGCGAAGCUCUGCAAAAUGGAGUCACAACAUCUCGACCGAGCACUCUAUCCAAAAUGCUUACUGCGAGGUCAUCAAAAACAGCAAACACUUCGUGUAUAUCGAGAACCAGUUCUUCAUUACCGCAACUGGCAACGAACAGAAGCCGGUUAAAAAUCAGGUUGGAGCAGCAAUCGUUGAGCGUAUUAUUCGGGCGGCCCGCAACGGCGAGAGGUACAAGAUGUUUGUCAUGAUGCCUUCCGUGCCUGCGUUCGCUGGUGACUUGAAGUCCGACGAUGCUCUCGGUACGCGCGCUAUCAUGGAGUUCCAAUACAAUUCCAUCAACCGCGGCGGGCACUCAAUCUACGAGGAGAUCCAAAAGGCGGGCUUUAACCCCUUAGACUAUAUCCGCUUCUACAACCUGCGGAAUUACGACCGUAUCAAUGCCAGUGGGGUCAUGCGCGCCGCAGAAGAGCGCAGUGGAGUGUCGUACGAGCAGGCUCGUGAAGGCUAUGACGCCGCUCACGAAGCUAAUCGCGGCGAGGGAACACGUGGAUUCGAAGAAGAGGGCGAGCGCGGCUACCAGGCCUACCGACCGCCUCCGACAGCAGAGUAUGGAGUAUACGAGAUGGAUGGCUCCUCCAAUUACGGCCAGAAUCAAGGUCACGGACAGAACCAAGGCUACGGCCAGGAUUCAGGCUACGGCUCUCAAUAUCAGAAUAGACCGGACAACAGACCGGAUGAGGACAAGCGUGCCGACUACAACAAGUAUCAACAGGCUGCCUCCCAAGUCGGAGGCCAUCAAGGCCUCGGCGAUGGACGUUGGGACUCUGUCAGCGAGUGCUACAUGCUGGGCGGUGAGGACAUCCGCAACGUUCCUUGGGAAGGGGGCAAGAUGGAUGAAAUCGAUGCCUUUGUGUCUGAGGAGCUCUACAUUCACAGCAAGCUCCUCAUUGCAGAUGAUCAAGUUGUUAUCUGCGGAUCUGCGAAUCUGAACGACCGUUCGCAACUUGGUGACCACGACUCCGAGAUCGCGGUCAUCGUUCGUGACAACGACACCGUCGAGUCGUACAUGGACGGUUGCCAAUGGCGUGCUGCUAAAUUUGCUGCCUCUCUGCGUCGGCAGAUCUUCCGCAAGCAUCUUGGUCUGCUCAAGCCGCAGAACUUCGAGCGUCCGGACGAGAACUUCCAGCCGAUUGGCGUGCCGAACAUCUAUGACUGGGGCUCUGAGGAGGACCGCCAAGUCGUUGAUCCACUUUCCGACGAGUUCCAGGACUUUUGGAACUGGCGAGCGAAGAAGAACACUGAUGCCUUUGGUAAAGUCUUCCAUCCGGUACCUUCCGACGAAGCGCGCAACUGGAAGCAGUAUGAUGCGUACUACUCUCGCUUCUUUGCCCAAGAGGAGGGCGAUAAAGAGAACAAGAAGCCAAGCUUAUAUAAGAUUGGUCACGUCGUCGCAGAGAACUUUAGCCAAGGCGAGCAGGGUCUGCGCGAGGUCAAGGAAGUACUGUCCACCAUCAAGGGAACUCUGGUGGAGAUGCCAUUGCUGUUCCUCAAGGAAGAGGAUAUUGCGAAGGAGGGUGUUGGCCUGAACGCUUUCACUGAAGAGCUUUACACCUAA